Messenger RNA from Papaver somniferum (opium poppy), 564 nucleotides. RefSeq lists its product as uncharacterized. The record is from RefSeq and is a predicted model, not a curated record. NCBI's taxonomy places the organism in Eukaryota, Viridiplantae, Streptophyta, Magnoliopsida, Ranunculales, Papaveraceae. Bases 1 to 564 code for a protein of 187 amino acids. The transcript has a single exon.
AUGGCAUUGGUUCAGAAGUACGACAAGCCGGAUUUGCUUAUAACCAUGACGUGUAAUCCUAAUUGGGAGGAGAUCCGGAGAAAUCUAAAACCAGGGAAGCAGGCACAUGACAGGCCAGAUCUGACGACGAGGGUGUUUUAUUCCAAAUUUGAAGAAUUGAAGGUAGAUCUGUUCACUAAGGGGGUUCUUGGAAAAGUUGUUUCACAUGUUCAUGUUAUUGAAUUUCAGAAGAGAGGUCUUCCACACGCACACAUUCUUAUCAUCUUGCACGAGAAAGACAAACUACGUACCCCAGAUGACUACGAUAGGGUUGUUCGAGCAGAAAUACAUGAUGAAAAAGUUGAACCAGAGUUGUAUGCUUCCGUCCUCAAACAUAUGAUACAUAUGCCAUGUGCUUUGUAUGUUGAUAGUGUCUGUAAGAAGGAUGGAAAGUGCAAGAAGCGUUUUCCGAAGGAGUUUGCAGCGGAAACUCUAGAAGGCCAAGAUUCGUAUCCAGUGUAUAUAAGACGCGACGAUGGUAGAGCAAUUACACUCGCCAACGGAAAAGUCGUGAAUAACAGCUAG